UCACGCCUCCAGACCAGUUUCCGCCCUUCUGAGAGAAAAUACUCCGCCUGCGAUUCAUCGACGACAGCAGGAAAGUUUAAAUAUAGCCUACAAAAAUAAUACAAAAGGAUUUGUUAACUUCUGCAUUAUCGCGGAUUCUACGCUGGAAAACCGGAUAGAGUCAGUAGUCAGGAGAUGGCUGAAAUGAGGAUGAGCUGAACUCGAGCUGGUACAGUUACGGUCCCUCCGCUGAAGGCUCGACGGCAUCAUCUAAUUCCUUAUCUAAGUGUUGUGCAAGCGUUGAUUUUGUUGCUGAACAACCAACCCUUCUAUACCAGCGAGUUUUCAUUAGUUUACUUUGCUAACGCUGCACUGGUGGUUUCUUGAGGAAUUACAACAGUUUCGCAAGUGAGAUCGUCACAGCUUCACCAUGGCUCGCGGCUGCCUCUGCUGUGUCAAAUACAUGCUGUUCCUCUUCAACCUGCUCUUCUGGUUGGGGGGCUGUGGUUUGUUGGGUGUGGGGGUGUGGUUGUCUGUGUCUCAGGGCAGCUUUGCCACCCUAUCACCAUCCUUUCCCUCCAUCUCUGCUGCCAACCUCAUCAUCACCCUGGGUGCUGUCAUCAUGGUUACAGGCUUCCUGGGUUGCCUGGGUGCCAUCAAGGAGAACAAGUGUCUGCUGCUGAGUUUUUUCAUCACGUUGUUGGUUAUUCUGUUGGCGGAGCUGAUCCUUCUCAUCCUGUUCUUCGUAUACACAGACAAUGUGAGUGAGAACGCCAGACAGGACCUGAAAGAGGGACUUGCUCUGUACAGCACCAACAACAACGCUGGCCUCCGCAACGCCUGGAACACCAUACAGACAGAGGUACGGUACCUAACUACUAAUGAUCUACCAUACAACUCCUGGAACACCAUACAGACAGAGUGGCAUUGUUGUGGGGUGAAUGGGUACACAGACUGGCACACUGCCCUGCAGGAGAAGGUGGUUCCUGACCACUGCUGCCAGAAUAUCUACCAGGACUGUGGGCGCAAUGCCACCAACCAGUUCUGGACACGGGGUUGCUAUGAGAAGGUGGAGGAGUGGCUGGAUGACAAUAAACACCUGCUGGGAACCAUCGCCAUGUGUGUUCUGGUCAUACAGCUCCUGGGUAUGGCCUUCUCCAUGACUUUGUACCAGCAGAUCCACCGAUCCGGGAAGAAGUACGAAGCUUAGAACACACACAGAGUUUGAGACCCAUUACUUUUAUACAAAAUUAUACUCUAAAAAGACACAAACCUGCGCACACACACGUUUAUAUUUCCACACCCUUGUAUCAUUUUGUGCACAAAGGCAAUUUUAAUGUUUUUUGAGGAUCAUCUUUAUCAUUUUAAUGUUCUUGGCCGGGAUUCAAUCCGACUGCGGGUUGUCAACAAUUAAUGUGAUCUCAUGGAUGGUAAAUGGGUCAUUCCACAAAUAAAGUGCCAAAAAUCAGCAUUUUGACAUUGUCCCGCGUUAUGUUUUUCUGACUUCUGGGAAAAUUUCAACCAACUUCAGCCCAAAAUUCCUCCAUGUUUAUACUCUUAAAAAGUUGAACUAGUUAUGUUGUUGCUUUGACAGUCAUUUCUGAAGAUUUGUAUUUAUUUCAUGCGAUUAAUUUGUCUGUCCCUCAUUUUAAGUCCAACCCUGUUACGUGAACAUAACUUUUUUUAAAUAUAUAUAUGGUGAAUCUAUUCCUUUUUAAGAAGUUUUUUUCUAACAAACAGUCAACUCAGUGUAAAGGAGGUGAACUGGUUCUACUCUUUUUGGCAAUUUUCUGGUGCUUUGUGCUUAAACUAAGCGUGUCAAUUAUAACGUCAUCCCUUUUACCCACCCAUUGGAAUUGUUAACAUUUCUAGCCAAUAGUUUUGUGAAGCUUGCAUUCAAGUGUCCAUUCUCCCUGUCACAAGGGGAUUUUUAUUUAACCGCUUAAUGUGACACCGCUUAUGUUAAAUUAAGUUUGUUUUGACCAAUUUACACUGCCCAUAAUGUUAGCAUUUUGUGGAAGGACCCAAAUGCUGCAUAUAGCUCAAUCGGAAAUUCCCUUUAAAAGCUGAAUUGUCGACAACCCGCAGUCGGAUUGAAUCCCGGCCCUAGUUCAGUUAUGGUGGGACUAAGGGUGGGUGAGGAAGGGAGGUUGGAUUGUGUGUAUGUGGGUGUAGGGACACCCCUCAGUCAUCCAGAAUAGAAUGAAUGGCUUGAACACAAAAAAAGAGUAGAGGGAAAGAGGUUUGGUUUCAUGCCUUAGAAAUCCUUAAACUGAUUAGUUAUAUUGUACGGAUGCAUUAUUGUAAAACCAGUUACUGGGAUGUGUUCAAUAAAAGUUACGCUUAUUCUGUCAAA
Messenger RNA from Salvelinus namaycush (lake trout), 2335 nucleotides. Its product is annotated as tetraspanin-9. The transcript is spliced from 10 exons. The coding region runs from base 410 to 1189 and encodes 259 amino acids. Gene Ontology annotation, cellular component: membrane. The record is from RefSeq and is a predicted model, not a curated record. Lineage: Eukaryota; Metazoa; Chordata; Actinopteri; Salmoniformes; Salmonidae.